CACAGCAGCGUAUCGAUAGCUGCUAAGCAACCUGUGUGCAGUUGCUGCCCCUUGGCUGGUAAACAAAUAAUUGUUGGAAGGAAACUUAUGUGGAAAAACUGGCGUCCCGUUACAAAACAAACGACGGCAGAUGCCAAGCAGGUGAAAACAAACGAUUUGCGUAGCGCAGAGUAACGCAAGUAGCCGCAACGCUAAGUGCAGCUGUUAUUUAUAGCAACAUAAUAGCAACAGCAGCAACAACAACACGACGCUAACAGCAGUCAACCCAAUCUGCCACCCACCCAAGCAACCAACCACCGAAUAGUUUUGUGAGCGAGUGAGUGAGUGGGCGUCGUAAUUGGCCUCAAAUACAAGUGCAAGGAUACACGUUUCACAGUUGCACGUCGUCCCGUCAAAGUCAAGCCACAAAAACUUGAUAAUCAAAUUGAUUCAAGUUAUCAGAUUUUAGAAACAAAAAUGGAGGCAAGCGUAACUGGAGUAAAUGCAGCCACUGGAACAGCAGCAUCUGCAGCCGCAGCAGCAGCAGCGGCAGCCGCAGCAAGUGCUCCCAAUACGAAACGCAACACGCAGCAAGGACGUAAAAAGUCUGGACCGAAAUUCGAAUUAACCGAAGCACAAAAAUCGGACAUCAAAGAGGCAUUCGAUGUAUUCGACAAAGACUGCAUCGGCUACAUAGAGGUUAAGGAGCUUAAGGUAGCAAUACGUGCGUUGGGCUUUGAGCCCAAAAAAGAGGAAAUCAAACGAAUGAUAGCAGAAAUCGAUAAGGAUGGCAGUGGCCGUAUUGCGUUCAAUGACUUCUUACAUCUGAUGACCAUGAAAAUGGCCGAAAAGGAUAUCAAGGAGGAGAUACUGAAAGCGUUUCGUUUGUUCGACGAUGACGAGACGGGCAAGAUAUCAUUUAAAAAUCUGAAACGCGUUGCACGCGAACUCGGGGAAACAUUGUCGGACGAGGAGCUGCGCGAGAUGAUUGAUGAGGCUGAUCUGGACAACGAUGGUGAAGUCAAUCAGGAGGAGUUCCUCCGCAUCAUGAAGAAGACCAGCUUGUAUUAAGCACAUUUAGCAUUGGGUUCAAAUUGAAUUCCAACAAGUGCAAGUGUAAAAGUAUUAAGUUUUAAGUUUAUUUUAAGCUUUCCUGUAGCUAAUUUGAUUGCACAGCUUAUGCUUUAUUUGCUCAGACGGCAAAGACAAUUUUUGAAUGUGGACUGCUUUUUAUGUAAGUCUCGUACGUGCGUGUUCCUUUUUUCUGGAUGUACAACAUAAGCAAAUGCACCGCCUGUAUUUUUGCACAAUAUAAUCUCAAUGAUGAAUAAAAAACAUCAGCUAGUUAACGUUGUCAAGAA
Drosophila hydei is the source of this 1340-nucleotide messenger RNA. Its product is annotated as caltractin. Gene Ontology annotation, molecular function: calcium ion binding. The coding region runs from base 457 to 1050 and encodes 197 amino acids. The transcript has 2 exons. Gene Ontology annotation, biological process: centriole replication; mitotic cell cycle. Lineage: Eukaryota; Metazoa; Arthropoda; Insecta; Diptera; Drosophilidae. Gene Ontology annotation, cellular component: centrosome; centriole. The record is from RefSeq and is a predicted model, not a curated record.